AUGUCCCCGUACUGGCCAGACGUCUACAUCCUCCCCUCCCACCCCUCCAUCACGUGCAUCGACCGCUUCUCCCUCAUCGAAAGCCCCAAUGACACCGGCGAGGAUCCCCCCUUCUGGCAGCUCUUUAUAACGCUGCUCGAUACACCGGUCACGUCUAUUCCCGCGCUUCUCGAUGUUCUGGAAACCAUUGCUAUUGAACGCAGAGGCAAAGCGCCACAAGAUUACAACACCCUCGCCUCCAUCCUACGUGCGCGCGAGGCCGCCUUUCUCAACGUCUUGUGGCCAGCUAUAGCCAACUCUGCACUAGCCAUGCCCAACCUCUUCCCCUCGCACAGCCUCCCCAUCCUGGGCGAACGCACCGCGAAGCUGGAGCUGAGUAGAAAGCAAGUCGCAUGCCUCGUAGCGCACCAGUUUCUAGGGACGCUCGAGGAGGUCCCCUGGCAGACGGGAUUCCACAUCUUCGAGCUGUGGUUUGCGGGAGAACAGGUGCAUGCCCGCGCGCCGGAGGUGUAUAUCGACAGCGUGCUGGGGUACUUUGGGGGCAUUGCCGAGGGCGACGAGGACGAGGGGCAAGAGUGGAAAGUGAGCUACGAGGUUGUGGAGCGCAGUCCUUGUGCAUCUGCUUCAUUCUCGCCGUUUCCCGCGAGGCCAGGGUCCCAAGAAACGGAUAUGGGAGACAUCAGCCUGCUGCACAUGGACGGCGCGACGAACGCUCCAGAAUACCUCGGGGCAGGGGGCAACGCGGUGGUCGUGUCGGCGAACAAGUUCAUCGGCUUCGGGCGCUCCGCGACGCAGGAGGAGGUCCUGGUCGGCACGACGCCCGCCGCGUGUCCCGCGGUGCUGGUCACGCCGCCGCUUGCCGCCGCGCAGGUCCUCGUCGUGAGGGGCGCUGAGACCAUCACUAGGACCGUCGGCAUGGCCCGCGAGAUGCGCGGGUGUGGGCCACACAAGGUCUACUCUGCAAAGGUGUGGAGGGAAAGAGCGAUGUUGUUCAUGGAUGCGCUGGAGUUGGAUUCCUUCGACGGGUCAAUAUAUCCUGAUGUUGAACGGGCGAACGUGGAGCGUGAGAUGGAGAAAGCAACCACGGCCUUUUCUUCGGCGAAAUACUCGAGAGUGUAUACGGGGUUGUGGGGGUGUAGGACGUUUGGCGGUGAUCCUGGGGUCAAAAUAACGAUCCUAUGGCUUGCGGCGAGUGUGGCAGCGUCAGGGCUUACGGUCAUGUAUGAGGACGGAAGGGAGGGUUUUGCGGAAAGCAUGGGGAGGUUCGUGGAACUGAUUGAUUGCGAGGCGACCUGUGACUCCAAGGAGUGGCCGGUGUCCUUUUCCUAUGCAUUCCUAAACGCCGUGUACUUCAUGCCAUCGUACUUCGUAACACCCAUCCUGGCCGUGCCCACGCCCGACAUUACGUCCGCCCUCACUUCGUCUCUUUGCCGGAAUCGUAACCGGCCGCGCCGUCAACCUGCUCCAUUAACCCCCCCUGCAGCAUGUGCUUCAUAUCUUGCUCGUUCCAGCUCGGUGCCCGGCCCAGGUGACCAAGGCUGA
Molecule: messenger RNA, 1542 nt
Organism: Paraphaeosphaeria sporulosa
Lineage: Eukaryota; Fungi; Ascomycota; Dothideomycetes; Pleosporales; Didymosphaeriaceae
Exons: 2
Coding region: 1-1542 (513 amino acids)
Biological process (GO): nucleotide-sugar metabolic process; regulation of DNA repair; carbohydrate metabolic process
Cellular component (GO): cytoplasm; nucleus
Molecular function (GO): poly(ADP-ribose) glycohydrolase activity
Source: RefSeq, a predicted model, not a curated record